AUGUACCCAUCAAUAACUUGGGAUCUAAUAGAAGAAAAGCUUAAUAACCUAGACGUCAACAAAGAAAUAAUAGAAUUAAUAGAAUUUACAUAUAGAAGUAACUAUUUCGAAACCAACGGAGAAUACUAUACUCAGACAGAUGGGAUAAGUAUGGGAUCCGUAAUCGGCCCGAAACUUGCCGAAUUAAUUAUGAUAGACAUAGAUAAUAUAAUAUGUAACAUACCAGGAAUAAAAUUCUACAAAAGAUACGUUGACGACAUCCUAAUAAUAUAUGACGAAACAGAAAUUAAGAUAGAAGAAAUUAACAAGCAGACAAAUAGUAUACAUAAAGCAAUAAAAUUUAAAAUAGAGACCGAAGAUAUAACAAGACAAAGCAUUAACUACCUAGAUAUUACAAUAACAAGAUUAAAACAUCAUCUCGAAUAUAGAACAUUCAAGAAACCGAGCUCUAACCAAGUAACAACAAGAUAUCAAUCAAAAAUUCCGUCAUACAUUAAAUAUAAUAUAUAUAAAAUGGAAUACGACAAAAUCAUAAACCGGACAAGCCAAGAAGCACAUAUAAACGAAGAUCUAAUGGAAUUAAGGAAGAAGUUUCUUUUAGCAGGAUUUCCGCAAAGAUUACUAAAACAAUGGGAAACCAGAAUUAAAGACCCCAGAAACCUAUGUAAAAAUAAAGAUAAACAAGUAACUAAAACAAAAUAUAUUAACUUUCCAUAUAUUAGAGGUUUAUAUGAACAAAUCAGCGCAGAAAUAGAAAAAAUAAACUACAAAUUAGCACCAUCAUAUCAAAAAAUGGAAAGCAGACUGUUAACCACGAACCAGAAGAAAAACCAGCAAAUACCGAUCGAAAACCAAGGUGUAGUAUACAAAAUUCCGUGUACCUGCGCAAACAAAAAACAUUACAUAGGAGAAACAAAAAGAAAAGUAAAAACUAGACUGAAAGAACACAUAGCAGAUCUUAAAUACAAUAGAAUAAAUUCUGCAUUUUACGAACAUUGUACUAUAAACAACUGUAAUAUAGAUAAAGAUAACGUAGAAAUACUGCAUAAAGAAAAAUUAACGUACAACAGAAAGUUUAAAGAAACCAUAGAAAUCAUGAAAAGUAAAGACAGUAUAAAUAAAAACUUAAGUCUUAAAAUAAACGAAAACUGGAUUAAUAUAUUAUAAAUAAUAUUUUUAUAAUAAUAUUUUUUUC
Messenger RNA from Centruroides sculpturatus (bark scorpion), 1195 nucleotides. RefSeq lists its product as uncharacterized. The transcript has a single exon. The coding region runs from base 1 to 1167 and encodes 388 amino acids. NCBI's taxonomy places the organism in Eukaryota, Metazoa, Arthropoda, Arachnida, Scorpiones, Buthidae. The record is from RefSeq and is a predicted model, not a curated record.